AUGCCUCCCCCAGCUACAAACCUGCAGCAAACCUCAACCCCCGAUCGGUCCCGCCAUCCAGCUGCUCAGCAUCCAACCAGAUUAGACCUUUUUUCCAUCCUAUCCAGCCGAUUUAAGCAAAUACGAAAUUCGUCUCCGUCAAAUACGCCCGUGCCACAUUUAUCAAUCCACGUUAUGCAACCUGCUUCGGAGAACAGCCUCAUGGGUGAGUAUGAGGAGUCCUACCUGGGACCCAGCCAACCCUCUCAAAGCGACGGGGCAUCAUGCCGGGUGUUUUUUGAGUCCCCUCGGGACAAUGGCGGAUUUAUCCAACCUUAUUCAACGAUAAUCCAAGGGAUCCCCGCUUCGGUUCAGCAGAUGACCAAUGUAGUGCCCCCGGGAUUGCAUGCCGCCAAUCACCAAGUUUCAAUCGGUCAACAUCCGGCCGUUCACCACGUGGCGAUCCCGAAUCAAGCAAUUGGCGCUCAGGCUCCGAUGGGGUGCCACGCAAGUUCAAUUGGCCAGCUGACCGGUGGGCCUCCGGCGCAGGGGAUGCACCUUGCCCCCGUGGGUCAUCAGCUGUCCGCCUUCUCGUCUAAUGCGGCCGGCCACGUGAUGACCAUGCCUGCUAGUCAAGUGGCCCCGGCGCAUCCUUCCCUCGGUGGCCAAACUUCGACGGUGAACCCGACUCGCGCGCUGUCUCUUGCCCCGAUUCCAGGGGAGGCCGAGGACGAAGGGCGCCCGAUUCUCAUAGAUUACAUUGUAUUCAUCCGAUCGGCCCAGAAUCAAUCCUCUGGGUCCAGUAAACCAACCACGUCGACCAAGGAGUGGGACCGAGUGGUCCCGAGGGCCGAGACGGUCUUCAAAACAGACAUCGCUCGGUGGGACUGGCGAAGCUUGCAGGCUAAAAUCCUCUCAAUCAUCAAGGGGCCACGUGACCCGAUCCGGAAUGAGGGCGCUGGGAAAUUACUUCGCAAGCACUUCGAGGCCCUCGAUGAAUCGGGCGUCCUCAAGUGGCAGUGUGUGUUGAACUCGCAUCGUACUUAUGGCCACAAGGGGAACUACUUUGUCACACGAGACGAGGAGUGGCAGGUUUUUGUCAAAGUGGCAAACCACAAGGAUAACUUAUCGACGAAGAUCAUCAUCAAGCUCCUGAUGGCUGAUCCUCGCAAGUCCGUCAAAGCGGCUGAAUCCGAAAGAAAACAGAAUGAUAAUCUCGUGGCCCAAUAUGGGACAGACCCCGAGCGUAUUGCUCUGGAUCGAUUACAUUCACGUAUGGCGAAGAAUCCCAAAGCCGACGUAGAUGCUAAGGGGCGCGUGCAAAUGGUCCUUGACCUCUCGACCCACAUAUGCGACAAGUAUGGUGCCAAUGCCGAGUCAUUGAGGAUCAAGGACCCAGAUGACCCGGAGCGAUCGAUCCGCAUCACUUCUAACGCGCUGGGAAUAUGGGGUCGGUCGUUGUUCAAGGGAGAGGUUGGGGUUACCUGGGAGCACCCUCCUAAGACCAAGGAGUUUGAAUCGGAGCCCAUUAAGGUAUACACCAGGGAUGAGCAAGACGCCCGCCCGGUGACACAAAAGACCACCCCCAGUGCGAAAAGCACCAUUCGACGAUCGGCCUCCUCUAUGGCAUCCGGGAAUCACAACGACGGCUCAGCAUCGACUCAUAAUACCCCUGCCGGACCACGCUUUUCAGCGCCCCGUGUGACCUCGUCCGGUCGUAUCAGGCCCCCCAGAUUGUUGGAAUCGCCGGCGUCGCCCACAGUACCGGAAGAUAAGCGUGGGUCGCCGGUAAUCGGUGCCUCUGCGACCCGAAUGGCUAUGACUUCCCCAGUCCUCGGUAAACGUGGCUCCGUGUGCUCGUCGGUGUCCAAGGCUAGUGGAUCCGUGGUCUCCUCUGUCUCAAAGCCGAGUGGAUGCAGCCUCACGGAAGAAUCCCCCGAAGGGGAUGACAGAGAUUUAUCAUCGACCGAGGCCGAGGGUGAAGAAGAUGAGCUAGAGGUGGUGCCUUAUGUCCGAGGAGAGUCAAACCUUCCUUCAGACAUAGAACUAGUCUCAGGCCAUCAAUCGCCUUGCAAUGUAAAUCGCUCACCGGCCCGGAAGAUCCCUCGUGUUGCGACCCCUAGUGCCGACGUUGUGGCGCAGACAAUCAGUAACCUCGCCUUCCACACCCCAGGGCCCCCUGAACCCAACUUAACCGGAUCUCCGACCCGCGCUCGCGAUCACGCCAUGGCAACCCCUAAUUACGCCGCUGGCGUCCCGGGGUUGCCAGCAGCCAUGGGGGGGAACCCAGGAGCUCUCGCCCGCGCACCGGAGCCUGAGAUGAAUGGACCACCCUUGAACCAGGCUGGUCGUGCCCAGCAAAUGGCCUCGGGUUCGCCAGCAGCCAUGGGUGGGAAUCCAGGUGAUCCCGCCCCCGCUCCGGAGCCUGAGACCAAUGGACCGCCCUUGAACGAGGCUGGCCGUACCCUUCGAAUGGAGGACUUCCUCGGGCUCUGUAACUUUGAAGAAACCGACAUGGUACCUCGGGUCCUCAUUGGGGUCAGCCACAUACGACACUGGGACUUCUUCCGCGACACCAACGUCGCAGAGUUACAACAAAUGGGAUUCCCAUUCCCGAUAGCCAAGCAGUUAAUCAAGGGGGCCCGCGGCUUAGAGAUGACUCAUACCGAGGCCAAUGGCUCCAUCGGCAACACCGGGGUCACCAAUUGA
This is a messenger RNA of Puccinia graminis f. sp. tritici CRL 75-36-700-3, 2688 nucleotides long. RefSeq lists its product as uncharacterized. The coding region runs from base 1 to 2688 and encodes 895 amino acids. Lineage: Eukaryota; Fungi; Basidiomycota; Pucciniomycetes; Pucciniales; Pucciniaceae. The transcript is spliced from 4 exons. The record is from RefSeq and is a predicted model, not a curated record.